This is a messenger RNA of Onychostoma macrolepis, 3551 nucleotides long. It is a transcript of the gene cnn1b, whose product is annotated as calponin 1, basic, smooth muscle, b. The coding region runs from base 116 to 1006 and encodes 296 amino acids. Gene Ontology annotation, molecular function: actin binding. Gene Ontology annotation, biological process: actomyosin structure organization. The record is from RefSeq and is a predicted model, not a curated record. NCBI's taxonomy places the organism in Eukaryota, Metazoa, Chordata, Actinopteri, Cypriniformes, Cyprinidae. The transcript is spliced from 7 exons.
AUUGUGGAAAAGAAGAUGUGGCCCAAACCUUCCCACAUGAUCGGACAGUUGGACUGGAGGUUCCAGAUCUAACGUUAUAUCGCCAUCCUCGCGUCUGAGUCUGUUGAAAAGCGCAAUGACAACGCAAUUCAAGAGCGGACCUGCUUUUGGACUGUCUGCGGAGGUCAAGAGUAAGCUGGCCCACAAAUAUGACCCACAAAAGGAAGAGGAGCUAAGAAUGUGGAUCAAUGAGGUCACAGGCCGCAAACUUCCCGAGAACUUCAUGGAGGGCCUGAAAGACGGAGUUGUACUCUGCGAGCUUAUCAACACCCUUCAGCCCGGUUCUAUAAGAAAGAUCAACAACUCUCCUCAAAACUGGCAUCAGCUGGAAAAUAUUGGUAAUUUCGUCCGAGCCAUUCAAGAGUAUGGACUGAAGCCACAUGAUAUAUUUGAGGCCAACGACCUGUUUGAGAAUGUCAACCACACUCAGGUCCAGUGCUCACUUAUUACACUGGCUGGGAUGGCAAAAUCUAAAGGCUUCCAUUCAAAAUGCGACGUUGGAGUGAAAUAUGCAGAGAAACAACAACGCAAAUUUGCUCCUGAGAAACUUAAGGAGGGACGCAAUAUUAUUGGUCUGCAGAUGGGCACCAAUAAGUUUGCCAGUCAAAAGGGCAUGACAUCUUACGGCACACGGCGUCACCUCUAUGACCCAAAGACUGGUAUGGAGAAUCCUCUGGACCAAUCAACAAUCAGCCUGCAGAUGGGCACCAACAAAGGAGCCAGUCAGUCCGGCAUGACGGCCCCCGGCACCAAGCGCCAGAUCUUCGAUAAGAAGCUGGACAUGGAGAUGUGUGACACCUCUACCGUCUCGCUGCAGAUGGGCACCAAUAAAGUGGCGUCCCAGACCGGCAUGACAGUGUACGGUCUGCCGCGUCAGGUGUACGACAGCAAGUACUGCUCCAGCCCUAAUGAGCUCAUCAACAACGGCCAGGACUCAGAGAUGGAUGGAUAUCAGUAUUCUGACUAGGAUGAACAGACAGCUGCCAGCACACUGCUUUUCAAAAUUCACCUGCACUAUUUUUAUAUUCCAAAUUCAUGUCGACCAGUAGGACCAGCUUGAACUGUUUCCUGACAUCACAGCCACCGAUCAAAGCUGAGAGCUUCAGUGACUGACCGUUCGUAGAAAACAAACUUUUUGUCUUUUAUACACAGGCUUUACAUGCUUCUCACUUAUGUAGUUUUAUUAUUAUUAUUUUUUCAGUUUUAUUUGAUUUUAUUAUUAUUAUUGAGCGUGCCAUUCUCCCAUCUCCUGCAUGGCCCAGUUUUCUUAUAUGAAAAAAUAAUGCAGAUGAUAAAUGUGGAGAUAUUAUUUAUGAUGCCUCAUAGUUACAUAAACAGGUAAUAGGUACUAGUCAACAGUUUAGAAUCAUGAACAAUGAAAUAUUAUUACAAUUCUAAAUAACUGUUUUCUGUUUGAAUAUAUUGUAGAAUGCUAUUUUUUUUUUUUGUGAUGCAAAGCUGAAUUUUCAGCUUCAUUACUCCAGUCUUCAGUGUCACACGAUCCUUCAGAAAUCAGACUAAUAUGCUAAUUUGCUGCUUAGUUAUUAUUGGUGCUCAAUUGUUAUUAAUGGUUCUUAUUAUUAUCAUGUUUUUGCUGCUUAAUAUUUUUGUGGAAACUGUGAUACAUUUAUUUGAAAUAGAAAUAUUUUAUAGCAUUAUAAAUGUCUUUACAGUCACUUUUGAUCAAUUUAACGUAUCAUUUCUAGAAAAAAAAUUAUAUAUAUUUUUUAAAUUGUACCUUACAUUUUUGAAUGGCAGUGUAUUGUUAAAAAAAAAAUUGUUAUAAAAGCAACAAAAACUCAACAUUGAUAAUAAAAAUAAAUGCUUCUUGAGCAGCAAAUCAGCAUAUUAGACUGAUUUCUGAAGAAUCAUGACACUGAAGACUGUAUGUAGUAAUUAUGCUGAAAAUACAGCUUUGAUCAUAUUACAUUUUAAAAUGUAUAACAAUAGAAAACUGUGAUUUGCAAUUGUAAUAAUAUUUCACAAUAUUACUGUUUACAGUAGUUUUGAUCAAAUAAAUGCAGCAUUGAUGAGCAAGAGACUUCCUAAAAAAAAAAAAAAAGGUUUAAAAAUAUCUGUUAUUCCAAACUUCUGCCCCAUAGUGUAUUUUCAGUGGAUUUGGUCACACCAGCAGCUUUUAAAAGGUUCCGUGAUGCUCUUUUGAUUGGAUGAAGGAAAAGGAAAUCCACCAGAGACGCCCCACUACUCUCAAUUUCCUGAAGAAACCCAAAUGAACUUAACUACUGCAUCAGAGAGACUGUCUGGAUUUUUUUAAAUACAUGUUGUCAUUCAGCUAUAAGCUUCAAAACAACAUUUAAAUACUGUCGAAUAAUAAUGUCAAUUUUGCAUAAUUGUUUGAAAGGGUGUAAACCCUGCUCCAGCACACCUGCUUGUAUUUCUCAAGCAAUUCUGAUUCGCUAAUUCAAAAGUGUUAAAUAGAGUUGCAGGAACUUGAAAUUGAGUUUGAGACUCCUGCCCUAAACGCUGAUUCACUGACAGGAACGAGGAUGUUGAUCCAGGGCAUGUCCUCACGUCCUGCUGGGGUAAACACAGUAAGCUUCUUCAUUCAUCAUAAAACGUGCAUGUGGAGUCAUUGCUAAGACAAUGAGAAAACCAAAAUGAAAGCGAGAGGAAGCUCAAAUCUCAAGGUCUCAGUGUAUGAAGUGAGAAGUACAUGUCUUUUGUAGUGCAGAAUAGUAUUUCAUCAAGCUACAGAUCGCCCACAAAGCAGUUUAUCUACAUUAUUUUAAUGAAGUAUGACUGUUGAAAGACAUUUUGAUAAUUAAGCUAGUAUAAUAACUGUUUAUAGGGAGGAUUUGGGGCAGCCUGGCCAAAAAUAUUUUAAAACUUUUUUUUUUUUUUUUUGGAUUCAGUUUAUCCUUUAUAAAAGGAAAGAGACAAAGAGAGUAGAUGGACAAGUACAGAACAAACUACUGUUAGUUUUUUUUCAAUACCUAAUCGUACUGUGAAAAAUCGUGUGACCCAAAACUGCAUGACUUAAAUUGUAAUGUAACUUUUUUUAUUUUUUAGAAAAAUGACUCAAUACCCAAUAGCUAUAUAGAAAUUAUUUAGUAAACUUGCAUAUAUGAGUGUCACCGCUUUUAGCCUGCCAAACCUGAUACUCAAUUAUGAAAGUGAAAUUAUGCAACAGUACAACAGGCAAGACUUACAUAUAAAAUAAGUUUUAAUGUGCAGAGUUAAUAUAUUUAGCUAUUUAAAUAAAAUAAAAAAAAGUUUAGACAUGACUAGAUCUCACCCUCUUGUAAUUCAAUUGUUGAUAUUACAGUCUUUCAUAUUUCAUUUCUAUAUCAGUGUGUUAAGGAUUGACAUUGUUUUGCAUUACCGCUGGAAACAGUUGAACACAAGAUCAUAAAACGGUGAAUUACUUUUGUUUCUCACAUAACGUGAUGUAGCGUGUCCCUCUUGCAUUAAUGCUUCUAAUGUCUUUAUUUAUAAGGCUUACCAAAAAAGGCUGAGCAAGUGAAAACUAAUAAAUCACUAUUUUCAAAUUA